This is a messenger RNA of Ruditapes philippinarum (Manila clam), 1139 nucleotides long. Its product is annotated as CD40 ligand-like. The transcript is spliced from 4 exons. NCBI's taxonomy places the organism in Eukaryota, Metazoa, Mollusca, Bivalvia, Venerida, Veneridae. Bases 92 to 943 code for a protein of 283 amino acids. The record is from RefSeq and is a predicted model, not a curated record. Gene Ontology annotation, molecular function: tumor necrosis factor receptor binding. Gene Ontology annotation, biological process: immune response. Gene Ontology annotation, cellular component: membrane.
CUUCCUCUUUCGAUUUUCAGUUUGUUUUGUUAAAGAUCUAUUAAUUAUCUAACCAAUGUUAUAGGUUAUAGAUUAUUUUGUCAAAGCUUAAAUGAUUUCCAAAGUGUUUAAAAAUGUGUCUCCUGAUACGGUAAAAAUAUUACUUAUAGUGCUGACAGUUGUGCUUUGUUUACUUGGAUCAUUAUCUGUUUUAGUUGUAAAAUUUCUAAUCGAGGAGGAGGCAGCGUUUAGAGAAGUCAAUCAUUUAUCCAACUGUUCGGUAUUUUGCGAGGAUUUGUCGCUCAGUCCGUACGAAGAUUACGAAACCUUUAACGUAAGAAAUAAACAAAUUCAGACCUCUCUUCACAACGAUAGAUACGUUUGCAGUACCAAGAAUAUUACCAAGAUCAUUAGUCAGAUUGUUGAACGAACAGGAAGGCUUAGAUUGUCCAAAGGUGAAGUUUCAAAGCAAUAUUUGCAAUGUGGGAACGAAAAUCUCAGAGAAAAAUCGAACAGUCAGGUUGCUUCGUUUCGAAGGAUAGAUCAUCAUCGACAAUUCAAAACAGGCGAGAAAGAUCAAGUUAUAUAUUGGCACAAGCACGCAGUCAGCACCUUCAUAUCAGAAGAACUACAUUACCACAAUGGCGAAUUAAAAGUACCAGAAACACGUGUUUAUUUUGUUUACACGUCGGUAUUAAUAAACGGAAGUUGCGCAGACAAUCGUCGCGGAGAUGUUUGCAACUACUAUGUACGGAUUUGUGCCAGAGGCCGAUGGAGCGAGCGAAUUCUUCUUCAGAAAAUGGGAGUUUACAACUCAACAGACGAGAGUUUUAUAACUUCUCUACAUAUCGGUACUCAUGUCUUACUCCAAAGACAUGACGCUGUUUUUGUAAGAAUAUCUGACGCAAGCCGAUUGAUUCCGGAAUCUGCCGGAAAUGUAUUUGGAAUUAUGCCAAUGCGAUAGCUGAACUUAUUUAUCAUUAACAAUCAAUCAGACAUAAUCAUCUAAAAUACAGCAAAAGAUAUUAUUUCAUUUAACAUGUCACUCGAGCGAAAUUAAAUAAAAUCUUCAUUUACAAAAAGUUUUUUUCUUAAUAAUAAUGUAACGAGAAUCAUUUAUAUUACGACUGUUAACAUGUAAAUAAAAUCUUUAUAAUCUU